GUCACAGCAGGCUGAGGUCACAGCAGGCUCUGAGGUCACAGAGGUGCCAGAGCCCCGUGGUUGCACAGCACCACAAGGAGCCAGCAGUCAGUCCUUGAGCACAACUGUUGCGGCAGCAGCGGCGGUGGCAGCAGUGGUGCUGACAUUGGGACAGCGGUGUCAGGACAGUGGUGGCAGCAAGAGCUGGGGACUGGCAGAGGGCAAGGCACCAUGGCCCUUGCUCUGCGCCUCUUCCUCCCGCUCCUCCUGGCCGUGGCCCUGCCUGCCAGGGCUGCCCAGGCUGCUCCGCUGCAAGCGCGGGGAGCAGCUCGGGAUGGCGACAUGGCUUAUCCAGAUGCCGUAUUGGAUGACAGCUUGGAGAAUUCUCUUGGAGAGAUUCUCUUGGAGAAUGCUGGAGGUCCUUCUCCAUGGAAGAACGUAGACAGCGGAGACAAGAAAUCCCUGGAGGCAGCCAAACAUCUGGACCAGAUGCUAAGUGAUCUGGAGAGACGCCGUGAGAUGAAGCGAAAGGCUGUGCUGAAGGCAGCAUUUCCUGGAGGAAGCAGUGGCCCAUUGGCAGCCCCUGCUGCAGGAAGUGAGGCGAUGCCAGGCACAGUCACAGGAGCUUGGGAUGGCGACAUGGCUUAUCCAGAUGCCGUAUUGGAUGACAGCUUGGAGAAUUCUCUUGGAGAGAUUCUUUUGGAGAAUGCUGGAGGUCCUUCUCCAUGGAAGAACUCAGACACUGGAGACAAGAAAUCCCUGGAGGCAGCCAGACACCUGGACCAGAUGCUGAGUGAUCUGGAGAGACGCCGUGAGAUGAAGCGAAAGGCUGUGCUGAAGGCAGCAUUUCCUGGAGGAAGCAGUGGCCCAUUGGCAGCCCCUGCUGCAGGAAGUGAGGCGAUGCCAGGCACAGUCACAGGAGCUUGGGAUGGCGACAUGGCUUCUCCAGAUGCACUAUUGGAUGACAGCUUGGAGAAUUCUCUUGGAGAGAUUCUUUUGGAGAAUGCUGGAGGUCCUUCUCCAUGGAAGAACUCAGACACAGGAGACAAGAAAUCCCUGGAGGCAGCCAGACACCUGGACCAGAUGCUGAGUGAUCUGGAGAGACGCCGUGAGAUGAAGCGAAAGGCUGUGCUGAAGGCAGCAUUUCCUGGAGGAAGCAGUGGCCCAUUGGCAGCCCCUGCUGCAGGAAGUGAGGCGAUGCCAGGCACAGUCACAGGAGCUUGGGAUGGCGACAUGGCUUCUCCAGAUGCCCUAUUGGAUGACAGCUUGGAGAAUUCUCUUGGAGAGAAUCUCUUGGAGAAUGCUGGAGGUCCUUCUCCAUGGAAGAACUCAGACACAGGAGACAAGAAAUCCCUGGAGGCAGCCAGACACCUGGACCAGAUGCUGAGCGAUCUGGAGAGACGCCGUGAGAUGAAGCGAAAGGCUGUGCUGAAGGCAGCAUUUCCUGGAGGAAGCAGUGGCCCAUUGGCAGCCCCUGCUGCAGGAAGUGAGGCGAUGCCAGGCACAGUCACAGGAGCUUGGGAUGGCGACAUGGCUUCUCCAGAUGCCCUAUUGGAUGACAGCUUGGAGAAUUCUCUUGGAGAGAUUCUCUUGGAGAAUGCUGGAGGUCCUUCUCCAUGGAAGAACUCAGACACUGGAGACAAGAAAUCCCUGGAGGCAGCCAGACACCUGGACCAGAUGCUGAGCGAUCUGGAGAGACGCCGUGAGAUGAAGCGAAAGGCUGUGCUGAAGGCAGCAUUUCCUGGAGGAAGCAGUGGCCCAUUGGCAGCCCCUGCUGCAGGAAGUGAGGCGAUGCCAGGCACAGUCACAGGAGCUUGGGAUGGCGACAUGGCUUCUCCAGAUGCACUAUUGGAUGACAGCUUGGAGAAUUCUCUUGGAGAGAUUCUUUUGGAGAAUGCUGGAGGUCCUUCUCCAUGGAAGAACUCAGACACAGGAGACAAGAAAUCCCUGGAGGCAGCCAGACACCUGGACCAGAUGCUGAGCGAUCUGGAGAGACGCCGUGAGAUGAAGCGAAAGGCUGUGCUGAAGGCAGCAUUUCCUGGAGGAAGCAGUGGCCCAUUGGCAGCCCCUGCUGCAGGAAGUGAGGCGAUGCCAGGCACAGUCACAGGAGCUUGGGAUGGCGACAUGGCUUCUCCAGAUGCCCUAUUGGAUGACAGCUUGGAGAAUUCUCUUGGAGAGAAUCUCUUGGAGAAUGCUGGAGGUCCUUCUCCAUGGAAGAACUCAGACACUGGAGAAAAGAAAUCCCUGGAGGCAGCCAGACACCUGGACCAGAUGCUGAGCGAUCUGGAGAGACGCCGUGAGAUGAAGCGAAAGGCUGUGCUGAAGGCAGCAUUUCCUGGAGGAAGCAGUGGCCCAUUGGCAGCCCCUGCUGCAGGAAGUGAGGCGAUGCCAGGCACAGUCACAGGAGCUUGGGAUGGCGACAUGGCUUCUCCAGAUGCACUACUGGAUGACAGCUUGGAGAAUUCUCUUGGAGAGAAUCUCUUGGAGAAUGCUGGAGGUCCUUCUCCAUGGAAGAACUCAGACACUGGAGACAAGAAAUCCCUGGAGGCAGCCAGACGCCUUGACCAGAUGCUGAGUGAUCUGGAGAGACGCCGUGAGAUGGACCAAAGGGCUUUGCUGAAGGCAGCACUUCCUGAAGGAAGCCGUGGCUCCGUGCCAGCCCCCGAUACACGAAGGGAGGAGAUGCCAGACAGUGCCACAGAAGACGUUAUCACUGAAACAGGAAUAUUUGCCCCGGAUCCAGUGCGCCUCCCAAGAAUUGUCUGCCCCCAGGAUGUGUGCAGGUCCUGCAUGAUAGGCACGGUGGUGACACUGUUCACCGUGCCCCUCGUGCUGAUCGGCUGCUAUCUUGGCAUUCGGAAGCUGUACCAGAGCAGACGGUCAGUUGUUGAUUUUUCUCCACAGCUUUCUUGUAACUCUGCUCAUAGCAUUGGUAGCCUGACUCGUAGUCAUGCUGCACUGGAGCUGUGGCCAGUCCGUGGUUGUCCAAAGAACUCUGCUGAGGGCUCUGCUGCUGCCCAGUGCUUUCAUUGGCCUCUUCAUUGCUGGCCUUGUCCUGGGGGGCCCGCUGGGGCUGCAGCCAGUGCUGGCUCCCACUGAGGCUGCCAGGCCAAGAGCAGCCCCGGGGGCACAGGGCACAGGCAGAGCAAGUUCUCAACAGUAUUUGGGCCACACAGCUCAGGACAGGACAGUGCUUAUUUAGUAGCUCAUGUAAAGUUUCAUGGUGACAGUGAUGUUACCAGACAAGCAAAUCUGCUUCUGUUCAGUGUUCAAACAAAUCCAACCUGAUGAAGGUUUAGCUUUGGCCUUGAGGCUUUGCUCUUUGUGUGAGCCCUGUUCUGGAUUGAUUCCCACUCAGUCUUGGAGCCUGUUUUGGGUGAAGGCUCAUCCUGGCCCUGACCCUUGGCAGUUCUGGGCUCAAAGGCACCGCCAAGGCCGCACUGCACGUGACUGGGCUUCAGGGCUCCAUUAGCAAAGGGCUUUGAGAAGUUUAAAUUACUGUAUUCUUACUCUUUGGUUUUCUUUAUGGAAUUCGUUCCCUUUUUUUUAAACUUAAUUUUAAACAAACAAAUUCUU
Messenger RNA from Vidua chalybeata, 3555 nucleotides. RefSeq lists its product as uncharacterized. The record is from RefSeq and is a predicted model, not a curated record. Lineage: Eukaryota; Metazoa; Chordata; Aves; Passeriformes; Viduidae. Bases 211 to 3078 code for a protein of 955 amino acids. The transcript has 26 exons. Gene Ontology annotation, cellular component: membrane.